AUGGCAGGUACCAGACGCCCAAAGGGGCUUCUAUUCGACAUUGGUGGUGUUUGUGUCGUCUCUCCAUUCCAAGCCAUCUUGGACUACGAAAUCGCAAACAAAAUUCCAAUUGGUUGGGUUAAUUACAGCAUCCAACAAACUUCUCCACACGGCGCAUGGCACAAGAUCGAGCGCGGGGAGGUGAAGCUGGACGCGGCGUUCUUCCGAGAAUUCAACAGCGAUUUCCAACAUCAGCAUCUAUGGAAAUCAUUCCAUGCUUUGCGGCAGAGAAAAGAUAAUCAAUCGUCAUCAUCGUCAACAUUUAUUCUCCCACCCCUCCCCAAGGUGGAUGCAGAAUAUCUUUUUUGGGAAAUGAUGCGAGUCGCCCGCUGCCCAGAUCCAUUCAUGUUCCCCGCUCUAGCGAAACUACAAGUAUCGGGUCAGUUCAUCCUCGGCGCGCUGUCAAACACGACAAUCCUCCCCGCAGACAGUCCAGUAGGUCCACCCGUAGAUGUAAAACGGUUCUUCGAUUUUUUCAUCUCCAGCGCGCAUGUUGGGCUGCGGAAGCCGGAUCCCAAGAUCUAUGCGCUGGCGUUGAAGGAGAUGAACGAUGCGGCGAAGAAGAAGGAAUGGCCGGGCCUUGUUGAGCCUGAUGAUAUUGUGUUUUUGGAUGAUAUUGGGAUUAACCUCAAAUGGGCGAAGAAGGCAGGAUUCCGGACUAUUAAGGUUGAUUUGGGUAAGUCGUGGGAUGCGGUGAAGGAGCUGGAAGAAGUUACUGGUAUGCAGCUGCUAGCGAACGAUGGAAGAGCGAGAUUAUAA
Molecule: messenger RNA, 798 nt
Organism: Histoplasma mississippiense
Lineage: Eukaryota; Fungi; Ascomycota; Eurotiomycetes; Onygenales; Ajellomycetaceae
Exons: 2
Coding region: 1-798 (265 amino acids)
Source: RefSeq, a predicted model, not a curated record